Neohortaea acidophila is the source of this 609-nucleotide messenger RNA. RefSeq names its product ribosomal protein L6e-domain-containing protein. Gene Ontology annotation, molecular function: RNA binding; structural constituent of ribosome. The record is from RefSeq and is a predicted model, not a curated record. Gene Ontology annotation, biological process: ribosomal large subunit assembly; cytoplasmic translation. The transcript has 2 exons. Gene Ontology annotation, cellular component: cytosolic large ribosomal subunit; ribosome. The coding region runs from base 1 to 609 and encodes 202 amino acids. Lineage: Eukaryota; Fungi; Ascomycota; Dothideomycetes; Mycosphaerellales; Teratosphaeriaceae.
AUGGCCUCCAACGCACAGGGCCAGACGAAGAAGUUUCAGAAGGGCGAGAGGUUCAUUCCCUCCUCCACCGACAAGGCCCUCAAAUACUACCCGGCAGAAGAGGCGGCGGUGGCAAGAAAGCCCCGCAAGACACCACAACCAUACAAGGCCCGAGCCUCCCUCACACCCGGCAAAGUCCUCAUCCUCCUCGCCGGCCGUUUCCGAGGCAAGCGCGUGGUCCUUCUUAAAGUCCUCGACCAAGGCGUUCUCCUGGUGACCGGUCCCUUCAAAGUCAACGGUGUGCCCCUCCGCCGCGUGAACGCCCGCUAUGUCAUCGCCACCAAGACCUCGAUCUCACUAGACGGCAUCGACAGCGCCACCGUCGACAAGGUUGGCGGCGCAGGCUACUUCGCGCGAGACAAGAAGGCAGACAAGAAGGGCAGCGAAGAGGCCUUCUUCAACCAGGGACAGGCGAAGAAGAAGGAGGUUGCGAGCGACCGUGCUGAGGACCAGAAGAAGGUCGACAAGGCGCUUCUGGCGGCCGUGAAGAAGGAGCCCAUGUUGCAGAGCUAUCUCGGCAACCAGUUCAGCUUGAGGAAGGGUGACCGGCCGCACGAGAUGGUGUUCUAG